AUGCGAAUCUGCCAACAGAUUCCUAUCACUGGAACGGAGGACGCUGAUAACGACACACUGGCUAGACAGGCCGUUCCCCCUGGCGUUGGAGACUGUAGCGCUGCUCCUCGCUUCCUUGGCUACGCAGAAAGAAUACAAGAAGAGCACGAACUUCUUCCUGGCGGCUACGUUAGAUACCUUGUGUGGGAAAAGGUCCCUGGUGAGCCAAUGACAGAGGAGUUCUUCUGGGACUUGGAGGACGCCGGACGCAAUGACAUUCGUUCUAAGUUCCGUGCCGCCUAUAAUUGCGGCGUAGAACCAGGUCAGUCCAGAAUGUCGAAGCUCAUCUUUGAUCAGUCCACAGGCAAGCUGUACGUCAGGCAUGACAUGCUAUGUAAUGUGCUGGAAAUAUAUACUAACGGAUUACAGUCGCAUUUCGGGUUUCCGAAGGGGAUGGCCAAUUUUCAGUAA
This is a messenger RNA of Aspergillus novofumigatus IBT 16806, 450 nucleotides long. RefSeq lists its product as uncharacterized. NCBI's taxonomy places the organism in Eukaryota, Fungi, Ascomycota, Eurotiomycetes, Eurotiales, Aspergillaceae. The coding region runs from base 1 to 450 and encodes 149 amino acids. The record is from RefSeq and is a predicted model, not a curated record. The transcript is spliced from 3 exons.